Messenger RNA from Xiphias gladius (swordfish), 4012 nucleotides. RefSeq names its product mitogen-activated protein kinase kinase kinase kinase 3-like. Gene Ontology annotation, molecular function: ATP binding; MAP kinase kinase kinase kinase activity. Bases 122 to 2830 code for a protein of 902 amino acids. Lineage: Eukaryota; Metazoa; Chordata; Actinopteri; Istiophoriformes; Xiphiidae. The transcript has 33 exons. The record is from RefSeq and is a predicted model, not a curated record. Gene Ontology annotation, biological process: protein phosphorylation.
GCGCCGUGCUCGCGGAAGGAGCCAUGUUAAAGUUGUGUUGACAGUCAUUUCUGUGUGUGUUAGUCUGGCUCGAUCCGGGUCGGUCCGGUUCAGUCGUGGGUCUCAGUCUCCCGGUCGGAAGAUGAGCUGCUGUCCGGACAUCUCCCGCAGGAAUCCGCAGGAGGACUUCCAGCUGGUUCAGCGCAUCGGCAGCGGGACGUACGGUGACGUCUACAAGGCAAGGAGUGUGAGCACAGGAGAACUGGCUGCCAUCAAGGUCAUCAAACUGGAGCCUGGUGAGGACUUUGCGGUGGUGCAGCAGGAGAUCCUGAUGAUGAAGGACUGUAAACACUCCAACAUUGUGGCGUACUACGGCAGCUACCUCCGCAGGGAGAAAUUGUGGAUCUGUAUGGAGUUCUGUGGAGGAGGAUCACUGCAGGACAUCUACCACAUAACUGGUCCACUGACAGAGUCUCAGAUCGCCUAUGUCCUGCGGGAAACUCUGCAGGGUCUCUACUAUCUGCACAGUAAAGGAAAGAUGCACAGAGACAUCAAGGGAGCGAACAUCCUGCUGACUGAUAACGGAUAUGUCAAACUGGCGGACUUCGGUGUGUCGGCUCAGAUCACCAUGACCCUUGCUAAGAGGAAAUCCUUCAUCGGGACGCCGUACUGGAUGGCUCCAGAGGUGGCGGCGGUGGAGAGAAAGGGCGGAUACAACCACCUAUGUGACAUCUGGGCUGUCGGCAUCACUGCCAUCGAACUGGCAGAGCUGCAGCCACCCAUGUUCGACCUCCACCCCAUGAGAGCUUUGCUGCUUAUGACCAAAAGCAACUUCCAGCCUCCCAAACUGAAAGAUAAGGUGAAGUGGACCGGAAACUUCCACCAGUUUGUAAAAAUCGCUCUGACCAAGAACCCAAAGAAACGACCUGCUGCUGACAAACUGCUGCAGAACCCAUUUGUCUCUCAGCCUCUCAGUCGGACUCUGGCCAUUGAACUGCUGGAUAAAGUCAGUAACCCAGACCAUACGUCCUACCAGGACCACCUGGACGAUGACGAUACUGACACAGAGGUCGUCUCUGUUCCUUGGAGGAUCCCUUCUGGAAACACCAGAGAAGGAAAAACUCUGUCAGAGAUAAACUUCGAUCAGAUGAAGUUUGACCCUCCUCUGAGGAAAGAGACUGAAGCUCAUCACGAAGAGAGUGAUCGUUUCCUGGACUGUGAGGAGGAGCUGUACUACACCGCAAGAUCACACCUGGAGCUGCAGAUGGAGGAUGAGGAAGCUGCUGCAAGAUCGGAAUCCAUUCUCAGUGGAAACAGGAGUCAUGAGACUCACCUGGAUAGUGAGACUGCUGGUGAGGAUGAAGAUGAGGCUGAGGAUGAUGACGCCUGUGUGGAAGGAGGGUAUGAAGAUGACCAAUCGGGAAUCUCCAAUGCUGCAGAUGACCAUGAUGAUUACAGUGAAAUGCAGCAUGUAAAAGACUCAACGCUUCGGUCCUGCUCUCCUCCUCUUCCCCAGGAUGGAUCCCUUCCUCCUGACGAUGGUCAUCAUGGCAACCAGGACCAGGGUACCAUAAAGUGUCAUCCUCUGUCAGAAAGCCCCAUCCGGUCUGCCACCCAGGGCCCCCCCAGACCUCCACCCCCCAAACACCCCCCCCAAAGACUCAGCAGCCUGGGUAAUGGUCCGUCCUCCUCUGAUCGUCAGCCUGCGGCGCCUCCUACUGUUAACAGCAGGACAGACAAGAGAGAUCCUCCAAAACCAGUCAGUAACGGACUCCCACCAACUCCUGAAGUCCAUAUGGGAGCCUGUUUCUCGAAGGUUUUUAACGGCUGUCCUCUGAAGAUUCACUCUGCUGCCUCCUGGGUCAACCCUGAGACCAGAGACCAGUAUCUGAUCUUCGGCGCCGAGGAGGGAAUUUACACUCUAAACCUGAACGAGCUGCAUGAGAACUGUAUGGAGCAGUUGUUUCCUCGCAGGUGUACCUGGGUGUAUGUGAUGAGCAACACUCUGAUCUCCAUCUCAGGUAAAGCCUCUCAGCUGUACUGCCACAGUCUGGCUGGCCUAUUCGAACAGGCUCGACAGAAACAGAAGCUGUCGGUUUCUAUCCAGACUCGCCGCCUGCCAGACCGCAUCCUGCCCCGGAAAUAUUCCAUCUCCAAUAAGAUUCCUGACACUAAAGGUUGUCUGAAAUGCUGCGUCGUGAGGAACCCCUACACAGGUCACAAGUAUCUGGGAGGAGCCUUCCAAUCAGGUGUGGUCCUCCUGGAGUGGGUGGAGCCAAUGCAGAAGUUCAUGCUGGUGAAGAACGUGGACCUCCAGCCACCAUGUCCUCUUGAGGUUUUUGAGCUGCUGGUUGUCCCGGAGCAGCCAUACCCUCUGAUCUGCGUUGGCCUUAGCAGAGGAACCGAAUCGAACCAACCCAUCAGCUUCCAGACCCUCGACCCCAAUUCCUCCUGUGUCGCCCCCCCUGACUCAGAAAACCCUCAGAGUUGUGUGAUCCACGUCACUCAGCUGGAGCGAGACACUGUCCUGGUCUGCCUGGACCGUUGUAUAAAGAUUGUGAAUCUCCAGGGGAAACUGAAGUCCAGCAAGAAGCUGUCAGCUGAGCUCACCUUCAACUUCCAGAUCGAGUCGAUCGUGUGUUUACAGGACAGUGUUCUGGCUUUCUGGAGACACGGCAUGCAGGGGCGGAGCUUCAAAUCUAACAAGAUCACUCAGGAGAUCAGUGACAUCAGCAGGAUGUUCCGCCUGCUGGGCUCCGACAGGGUGGUGGUUCUGGAGAGCAGAGCGACAGACAAUCCGACUGAACACAGUAACCUGUACAUCCUCGCCGGACAUGAAAACAGCUACUGAGACCAGAAAGAGACCAGGAUUAAACCAGGACUGAACCAGGGCUAAACCAGGACCAAAUCAGGACCAAACCAGUAUCAAACCAGGACCAGGCCAGGACUAUACUGGGAUCAAACCAGUUUACACCAGGACCAGAAAAUCUCAAACUAGGACUAAAACAAUAUCAAACCAGGGCUAACCGAGGACCAAUCCAGAGCUAACCCAAGACCAAACCAGGAUAAAACCAGGACUACACCAUAACCGGUCCAGUAUCAAAUUAGGUUCUAUCCCAGGACCGUUCCAGUCAACAGUCUGGUGUUGUAUGACAGUGGUCCAGAACCAGAAGCUGUUCCACUGAGUUAAUGUCAUAUUUCUAGAGAACUAUACUAAUCCAGGUUUGAAGUCCUAGGUGAUUCAAAUGAUCCCACAAUGCAACAGUAAAAGUCGCGACACUGCGACACUAAAGUCGGUGAAGUUCGUGAGAACUGAGACGGACAGUGGUGUAAAAAGUGUAAACAGGUUGUACGUUGUAGUUUCUACGUUUGUUUGCGUAUUUGUGUCUGAUGGAUUCCUUCUGUGUGACGCUGCCUUCACGUCAGGGAGCAUCCAACAGGAUAAUUCACACGUUGUUGUUCAGUUGAGCACCAGGAAGCAGCAGGGGUGUCCCGAGCAGAUGUCCUGAGCAGGACGUCUGCUUCCUGCAGAGCGUCUGACAGUUGAUUAUCAGUUUUACUUAUUUCAAACUUUGGGAUCCAAAGUGAAGCUGAAAGGUCAGAGGUCAGAAAACAUCUCACACCCUCUGUCUGAGGUUGUGCUCAGUUUAUCCGAACAACGGCAGUUUUAUUGUGUUCAAACGUUUAUCUUUACAGUUUCUCUCUCUUUGUCUCGGCUCUUACUAGGAGUUUAACCACUGAAGUCACAUUUAAUUAUUAAUAUAAUCAUUAUCAUCACUUAUCGUCAGAAAAUUUAGAUGUAACGGUACAGAGAAAGAUUAAAAUAUCACAUAUGUCACAAACAUAACGAAAAUUAAAGUUUCAUGUGUGAAGUAGAACAUCGGUUCCUGUUUGUUUGACAGGGAUCCGUCCUCAGAGAACCAGAGUUACAGUAACCUGACUGUCUACAUAUGGAUCUUAAAGCUGCUUUAGGUUUAUUCAGUCUUUUCUAUGCCGAUGUGUAAAUACUGUAAAAUAAAAAACGCUCUUUUUA